Messenger RNA from Pseudophryne corroboree (corroboree frog), 582 nucleotides. RefSeq names its product olfactory receptor 2T1-like. Gene Ontology annotation, cellular component: plasma membrane. The record is from RefSeq and is a predicted model, not a curated record. The transcript has a single exon. Gene Ontology annotation, biological process: detection of chemical stimulus involved in sensory perception of smell; G protein-coupled receptor signaling pathway. The coding region runs from base 1 to 582 and encodes 193 amino acids. Gene Ontology annotation, molecular function: olfactory receptor activity. Lineage: Eukaryota; Metazoa; Chordata; Amphibia; Anura; Myobatrachidae.
AUGGCAUAUGACCGAUAUGUUGCUAUAUGUAAUCCUUUACACUAUCACACUAUUUUAAAUAGAAAACACUGUCUUGUAUUGGCAUCUUGCACUUGGAUAACAGGAAGCUUAAAUUCGUUUGUACUUACAAUCCCAGCAUCACACAUGUCCUUCUGUCAGUCUCGCACCAUACACCAGUUUUUCUGCGAUGCUAAAGCUCUGAUUAACAUAUCCUGUGGUGGUAGUGAAGACUUUUAUAUUGCACUCUAUGUUGAAGUAUUGUUAUAUGGAACUUUUCCUAUAAUGUUCUGUUUGACCUCAUAUAUAAAAAUUAUCAGGGUCAUCUUGAAAAUAAAAUCUAAAGAUGGCAGAAAGAAAGCCUUCUCCACCUGCUCAUCCCAUGUGACCAUUGUUAUUAUGUACUAUAUGACAGCUUUAUCUGUGUACAUGAUGCCUCCAUCAGAAUACUCCAAUGUCCUAGAACCGGUAUUUAGUGUAUUGUACUCAGUUGUCACUCCCAUGAUAAACCCUCUGAUCUACAGUCUACGGAACAAAGAUGUGAAAAGUGCUCUACUGAGACUACUGGGUAAAAAAAAGUAUUGA